Molecule: messenger RNA, 3524 nt
Organism: Tigriopus californicus
Lineage: Eukaryota; Metazoa; Arthropoda; Copepoda; Harpacticoida; Harpacticidae
Gene: HDAC6
Product: histone deacetylase 6-like
Biological process (GO): chromatin organization
Cellular component (GO): histone deacetylase complex
Molecular function (GO): histone deacetylase activity
Source: RefSeq, a predicted model, not a curated record
CUCGUUUAUCGGGACGGCACCACCAUGUCUGCCUCCUCGCCUCAGUCGUCUAAGGGUAGUCCGUCCCGCCUUCAAGCCUUGAAGGCGGCCAAGAAGGCGGCUCUCAAGGCCGGCGGCGGCUCGCCCCAUGGCUCGCCCUCGUCUGAAAUCGUACGAGACCCCUUCGAGAAGGCCCUGGAGGCCAAAAGCGUCAUCCACGGCAACACGGGCCUCAUGGUGGACGGAGCCAUGCGGCUGCAUCGGAAUCCGUGGGAUGCCGAACAUAUCGAAAGUCCCGAGCGAUUGGCCGUAGUGGAAGCCCGCAUCCGGGAAUGGGGUCUGUGGGAUCGAUGCAUCAUGAGCCCGGCUCGGCUAGCUACUCCGGCUGAGAUUGAACGUGUCCAUACGGCCCAACAUUGGGCCCAAUUGGAGGCCUUGGGCCAACAAUCCGUGGAAUCAAUCCGACAAACGUGUCAACAGCAGUUUCAGACCAUUUACAUGAAUGAAGACUCGAUGCGGGCGGCGCGAUUGGCGGCGGGGGGUUUCAUCGACUUGGUUCAGGCCAUUAGUCAAGGUCGGUGGCAGAACGGCAUGGCCUUGGUCCGGCCGCCCGGACAUCACGCCAUGAAGGCCGAGGCCAAUGGGUUCUGUUUGCUGAACACCGUAGCCAUCGCUGCUCAAGAUGCCCUCCAUCGGGAUCCGCACAAGAAGAUCCUCAUUGUGGAUUUCGACGUCCACCAUGGUCAAGGCACCCAACAACUGUUUUACGAGGACCCGCGUGUGCUUUUCAUGUCCAUGCACCGAUAUGAGUCCGGCGAGUUCUGCCCGCAUCUCCGCGAGUCCCAAUUCGAUUACAUCGGUCAACUUGCGGGCCAAGGCUUCAACGUCAACAUUCCUCUCAACGAGAAGCAUUUGCACGACGUGGACUACUUGAACAUCUUUCACCAGAUUGUGCUCCCGUUGGCCUACGAAUUCGAACCCUCGUUGGUGUUGGUCUCGGCCGGGUUUGAUGCGGCCUUGGGUUGUCCCGAGGGUGAAAUGUGUCUCACGCCGCCAGUAUUUGGUCACAUGGUCCAAUCGUUGAUGAGCCUGGCCUAUGGCAAUGUGGCUGUGUUACUGGAAGGCGGCUAUUUCUUGGAGUCCUUGGCCGAUGGAGCGGCGUUUGCCCUCAAGGCGCUCUUGGGUGAUGAUCCCGUUCGGUUAGGCCCCAUGGACCCGCUCAACGAAUCCGUGUUCGAGAGCAUCUUGAAUGUCAUCUCGGCUCAUCGCGAUCAUUGGACCAUGUUUCCGGUCCAAGAGGAGUACAAUAUAUCCGACUACGACCCUAGCACAAGUGAGGAUUGUCACGAACCGCUCAUUUUGUACCGUGGGGACUCUUACCUUGAAGCUCGAGCCCUGAACAUGGGCAAAACCGAGCCCGAGGAUUGCUAUGCCAAACACACGCCCGAGAAGCAUGCCGAGCUCAUGGCACAAUUGACUGAGAUUCGAAAAACUUAUCCUAACGAGACAUUAACUUCCGGCGGCAUGGACAUCAAACGCGUGGCGCUGACCUUUGAUGAGCUGAUGACCCGACAUUCCAACUUGGAAGAGCCCAAUCAUCCGGAACGCCCUGGUCGGGUGUUGAACAUCUACAAAUCCCACGACAAGUUCGGUCUGCUGGACCGGAGCAAUCUCACGCAUUUGCCAUCGCGACGCGCCACAGCCGAAGAGAUCUUCCUGUGUCACGAUGCGGCUCACUACGAGGCCAUGUCUCAGAUCCCGGAGAAAACUCAGGACGAAUUGGAAAGUCUGGCGGGUUCCUUUGACUCGAUUUACAUGAAUCCAGACACAUUCGAUUGCGCCCUCUUGUCUUGCGGGAACUUGUUGAACGUUGUGGAUGCCGUGAUGGAUGGGCGGGCCAAGAAAGGAGUGGCCAUUAUUAGACCGCCUGGGCAUCACGCCGAGAGCGACGAGCCUUGUGGGUUCUGCUUGUUCAACAAUGUAGCCAUUGCCGCCAAAUACGCCAUCGAGUAUCAGCAGGCCAAGAGAGUGCUCAUCUUGGACUGGGAUGUUCAUCACGGCAACGGAAUUCAGAAUAUGUUCUACGACAAUCCCAAUGUGUUGUACAUCUCGCUCCAUCGGUUCGACAACGGCACGUUCUUCCCGAGUCGAAUGGAUGCCAACUACGACUAUUGCGGCGAGAAUCAAGGCGAAGGCUUCAACAUCAACAUCCCGUGGAAUGGGGCGGGCAUGGGCGAUCCCGAAUACAGUCUGGCCCUCUUCAAUAUCAUCCUGCCCGUGGGCUACGAGUUCAAUCCGGACUUAGUGUUGAUCUCGGCCGGAUUCGAUGCCGCUCAAGGUGAUCCGCUCGGGAAAUGUUGCGUCACGCCCGAAAUGUACGGUCACUUUGUGCAUCACCUCCAGAGAUUGGCCCAAGGCAGAGUCAUUGUGGCCCUGGAAGGAGGAUAUAAUCUCAAUUCCAUCGCCUUGAGCAUGACCAUGUGUACCAAGGCCCUCCUGGGCGACCCCUUGCCUCCGGUGUCUAUCCUCAAGCGACCCAAGACCUCGGCUGUGGAGAGUAUCCGGAAUGUGAUGCGAACCCAUGCUCGAUACUGGGAUUCUCUCAAGUUUGGCUUGAAGAAGGUGCCCGAUUCUUUUGAGGAACUCAAGGUUCAGGCCUACUCGAGCCCAACGAAGAAGGUCACACAACAAAUUCCUAUUGACAUGUCCAAGUCCCCACAUGGAGCCAAGUUCGAGUCUUUGUACAUCCCAUCUGAAUACGGACACUUCAGCGAUUGUCACACUGUCAACACCAUCUCGAGCUCGGCUCAUUCCAGCGAUGGAAUCCAAUUGGUGGACUCCAAAAGACGCCCUGAUGGAGGCGAUAGCUUGGCCUCUAACUUUCUAACCACCAGCUUGGGGAACCUGCAAUUGGACAAUUCCACCUCGGAAGCGACCCGAACCUCGCCCUCGAGAACGGACUACUAUCCAUUCCAAUUUGGAAACAACAACUAUUCCAGUCCUUCUGUGAAUACCAUCACCAAGACCGUGCGUACUAACAGUUCGUGCGCGGUUGUGGAUACUACAAAGAAAACGGAUGAGCCCUCGUCAUAAAGAAAAAGAAACAUCUUCACACAAAGCUACCUUAACAUUUUCAGAUUUUCUGUCUCUGGGAAAAACACAGCUAUCAUUAGAAAGAAAGAGGAGAAGAAACAGAUUCCAGUGUAUGUAGCUUCCGUUGCAUCGAUACCCAAAGCAUCCAAAGAUAUCUAGAACGGUCAUGACACCAAUGGAAGAUAUUCACAAGAACACCCUGGAUUGGGUCGAACUGGGUCAAAACCAAAAUGAUCUCUCUUUUCUGAAACACUCCAGUUUUCUUUCUCACUACUUUGUAAUUAGAUUUCUUCAACAAUAACGAGUAUGAACAUUAUAAUAAUAAUAUUAAUAAUACUAUUGGUAUUUUGUAGCUUUUUGGAACAAAAAUAAAAUCACCCCAAACACCUACACGCAACGUGACCCACUCCCUCAUUUGAAUUCUUGUCAACUCCUCUCUUCACUUCUUUAGA